Molecule: messenger RNA, 1347 nt
Organism: Aureobasidium melanogenum CBS 110374
Lineage: Eukaryota; Fungi; Ascomycota; Dothideomycetes; Dothideales; Saccotheciaceae
Exons: 4
Coding region: 1-1347 (448 amino acids)
Source: RefSeq, a predicted model, not a curated record
AUGGUGUCUCGAGGCAGUCUUCGCAGCAGCCACAUGUUGCUACUGCCACUGGCUCUUAUGUCGGGAUUCUGGCAACAUGCACAUGGCUUGGGCCAGACAUACUGCUCGAGCCAAAACACGGGAUCCAACUUUGACGCUGUGACCGACAUUUACCAAUCCAAUGGCGCAUGUCAGAAAACAUGCGUUGACAACUACGCCUUUGCCAUCGUCCAGUACCAACAAUGCUGGUGCUCAAAUUACGCUCCUGCUGAUCAGGUUGAUGUCUCCGAGUGCAAUCAAUCUUGUCCCGGUUAUCCCGACGAUAAAUGUGGUGACAAAGAUAAUGGCCUUUACGGCUACAUCAAACUCAACAACAGCCCUUCAGGCACCCUAGGCUCUGGCUCCGCCAGUAGCUCCACGAGCAGUGCUGCUCAAUCGUCAACACAACAAUCGACACCUACCUCAUCACCCUCUCCUUCCUCCGCCCCGGCCUCUUCCCCGGUGCAGAGCGAUACCACCGUGUUCACCUCCGUGCCUGUCACCGUGACCGUCAAGCAGAGUGCUUCGGUCGUCGUAUCCUAUGUUACACCUUCCUCGAGCACACCUACAACAACAUCAUCAUCGACAUCAUCGACAUCAUCAACACCCUCUUCAACUUCUUCGUCCACAUCAUCAACAUCAACAUCGUUUUCUCUUACCUCUACUCAAGCAGCUGUCAUAACGAGCAGCCCUUCCUCUACUGCUGCUGACACAGACUCACUUUCUCACACUACUCUUGUCAGCACCCGUGUUGUCACCCUCUCGGGUGCUCCUGUAACCCAAACCGUUACAAGCACUGCGGUUGUGACUCCUGGUGCCGGCUCGCUACAUGAGAAUGAAUCGAAAGGUGUUUCUGGUGGAACUGUGGCUGGAGCUGUUGUUGGUUCUGUUGCUGGUGUCGCUCUUCUCCUCGCAGGUGCAUUCUUCCUAUGGCGCAGGAAACAAUCCGAGACAUCCGAUCCAGAAUCUCCGAGGUCGGGCUCCGGCUCAGGUUCUACCCGAAGAAGAAUGGAGCGCAAUACUAGCGUUCUCAGCAAGACCGGUCUGCUGUCGUCUGCAGGUACCGCUGUUGACAUGGAGAAGUUCCAAGAUGACGCGGGUCAAGGUCAUAGAUAUCAUGGCAGCGAGUCGACUGCGCCAACCUCUACUAGCCCGGAUGGUGACAGACGGAACAGCCGGCCCCUCAUCUAUGACCAACGACUUAAUCCUGCUGCGCUCAUGGAACAUUGGGAGAGGAACGGCAGUCGUGCGAGCAUUGGUACUAUGCAAGACCAACGAGACUAUUCCCGACCCUUGGGUGUCACCAAUCCCGAUCCAGUCGACGAUUAG